Molecule: messenger RNA, 900 nt
Organism: Cicer arietinum (chickpea)
Lineage: Eukaryota; Viridiplantae; Streptophyta; Magnoliopsida; Fabales; Fabaceae
Product: cysteine-rich repeat secretory protein 55
Source: RefSeq, a predicted model, not a curated record
AAGCACUAAUAACAUAAUGAAACUACACAAGAAAAACCAUGUAUCUAUCAUACAAAAUCAUUUUCUUAUUAUUUCUAUGCAUUUCAAGUGCAAAAUCACAAGACCCUUUAGGGGAAUUUUGCAAUAAAAACACAAACAUUAGCAUUGGAGGAAAAUUGUCAACAAACAUUGAUAAACUAUUAGCUGAAUUAGCCCUUAAAACCCCUUCCACUAGUUUCAUUGCUACAUCAUAUGGUAAAGACCAAGAAAAAGUUUAUGGCUUAGCUCAAUGCAGGGGAGAUAUUAACACACAAGAUUGCUCCAAUUGUAUUCAAGAUGCAACAAGACAAAUCAGACAAAGAUGUCCAAACCAAGCUGAUGCAAGAAUUUGGUAUGAUUAUUGUUUUCUAAGGUAUAGUAACAAGAGUUUCAUUGCUGAUGUUGAUACAUCUUUUGGUAUAUUUUAUUUCAAUGUUGAAAAUGUAACUGACCCUGAAGAUUUUAACAAAAAACUUGGAGCUUUAAUGGAUCAAAUUAGAGGAGAAGCUGUUAUGCAUAAAGAGAAAGGGAUUGGAAAAGGAAAAUCUAUGUUGUCACCAUUUGUGACACUUUAUGCUUUGGUUCAAUGUACUAGGGACUUGUCUGAGAUAAAUUGUGCUCAGUGUUUGGCUAUUGCAGUGAACAAUUUUUCAACUUUUUGCAAUAAUCGUAAAGGGUGUAGAGUUUUAUAUAGUUCUUGUUAUGUUAGAUAUGAACUCUACCCUUUUUUCUUCCCUCUUGAUCCAACCAAAACAAAACCUUCUAAUGUAAGAAAGCUCAUCGUGUAUCCUUAAAUGUCAAAUGUUCUUGCUUAGUGCUUGGAAAAUUAUUGCUAUAUAUCACUCUUUUAAUACGAAAUUUGUGAGGUGAAUUUCCAAAAUA